CGUGGAACAGAUAUACUUCCUCUUUUUGAAUUUGCCUUGAAGUUCAGUAUUUUUGUUAUUCUUUUUUUGUUACUCUAUAAUUUAAACUUGAAAAUGCAGCAUGUUAAAUGUGUUGUUGUUGGUGAUGGCUUUGUUGGGAAAACAUGCUUGUUGAUGGUUUAUUCCAGUAAUGGUUUCGACGAAAAAUAUAUUCCAACAAUAUUCGAUAAUUAUGAAACAACUGUAAAGGUGGAUGACAUUUAUGUAGGGUUAGGAUUAUGGGAUACAGCAGGCCAAGAAACUUACGAUCGAUUCCGUCCAUUGUCAUAUCCACAAACGGAUGUAUUCCUUGCUUGUUUUUCACUAGUUUAUCGAUCAAGUUUUGAUAACAUACUUUACAAAUGGAUUCCUGAAAUAAGGCACCACUGCCCAAGAACGCCAAUUAUUUUAGUUGGCACAAAACUCGACAUUCGACAAGGACCAGGAAAUUCAAAACAUAUGGAGAAAAAUAGUCAUCCAAUAACAUUCAGUGAGGGACAAUCUUUAGCAAAACGAAUAGAUGCCGUAAAAUAUAUAGAAUGUUCUGCAAUGACUCAGGAAGGGCUUCAAUCUGUAUUUGAGGAGGCUGCAAGGGCUGCGUUAUUUGCAACUAAGCACAAACCACAACACAGAUCAUGCAUUUUGUUGUGAAAAUUACUCAGAAUUAUAUAAUAUGUUUUAAUUGUGUACAGUAUUAAAGAUACAAUUGGAAGUUUAUUACCUGAUUAAAGAACAAAACACCACAACAAGAUAGUACAAAUAUAUUGCAAUGACCUGUUUUUCUUUUGACAUGUUUCGACUAGUUUAUCUUUGUUCUCUUAAUAAUCGAUGGGUGUCUCGUGUAAAAUGAAAUCUAGGUCAAUGGACCAUCUUCCAAUUAAGGGAGUAAACCUAGGGCAAGGGAAAUUAGUUUUUAUAGAAUCAGUAAUGCAAUUGGAAAAGUCAUGCAGUUUCAACAAAAUAUUUAAAGCAUUUAUAAAAAGACAAUCUUUGCUACUUGGAAACUUAUUGAAAUAAGCUUAUCCAAACGUACAAUUGGUUUUUAAGUAAUUUCCCUUAACCUAGAACUUCUGAUAAAUGACGGACAGUAGACAUUAUUUGCUGUUGUGGGAAGUGGAAGUGGUCUGUAAUCAGACAAUCAACAUGAUCAUCUGCCGGUGACACAUUUAAACGCGAAAUAUUAGCUUUGACGCCAGAGAAAAUUUACAACUUUUCACGUUGAUCAGUAUUUCUAGAAACUUAGAUGUACGGCUUGGUAUCGUAAAAUAGGCACUGUUUCGUGUAGACGGAAAAUAUUUCACGAUUACGUUUCAAUGUUGAUAAAUAAAUAAAAUAGAAGACAUUUUUUGUAAAGUUAAUCACAAUUUUAUAAUUAAAUAUACGUCUAGCGUAAAGCCAUAAACUGAUAUAAAAAAUGUGUUUGCUUGUUUGAUUGUUUAUAUCUCUUUUCAUUCAUAGACUACUCCACAUCUUUUAUCAACAUCUUUUAUUGUAUCAACUUAUUAAACUAGAAUUAUUGUACGGCUUUUAAGGGGGCACGGUAGUAUUUCCUGGCCCAUAAGGGAUAAUGAUAGCCUUUUGAGAAUUUUCACCACUUUCUAACACUGCAAAAAAUUCUACAUAAACAGUUAACUGAAGUACUUUCAUUAUACUAUUCAGAAAUGAAUUUGAAUAUGUAUCAUGACCGUUUACUUUUUUUUAUAUCUUUAAAAACCUAAGGCCACUAGUGCUUUUAGGUCAUUUAUCAAGCAGUGAAUACAAAAUUUAAAAAAUUCUCAAAAAUUCAUUUUCACCUGUAUGUAAAAUUAUUUCAUAUUUUUCUACACCUGAUUCAUCCCUCAGUUUGGGAAAGUAUGUUCAGUUGAUACUGUAUUUUUUGUCCAAUCACACUGUUCAGUUACAUUGACUUAAGUAGGGUACACAAAAGAGCAACCUAAAUUCUGGAUGGCAAAUACUACCGUGCUACCUUCAAACCAAGGGAACAAUAGCACCAUAUAAAUCUUAUGUGACGGAUGUGAUUAGCGGUUACUUACCCUUAAUAUAAACACUCUCACAAGGUAAACAUAUAAUUUUUAUUAGAGACAUUUUUUUUGGAUAUGUUUUUUUGUAUUAAUGAGAUAUUUAUCAAAUUCCUAAUUUCUAUAAAAUUCAUACAGUCUAUAAUCAAUUAAGUUAUCAUCUGGAAUGGUUAAUAUGUACGGCAAGAACGGAACAAUAUUUACAUUAACUAAAUCACAUGAAUUAAUUUGCAGUCUACGUAUAUUUUCGGAAACUGUUACAUUUACUAGCACAUGGUCAUGCUUCAGAAACAGUAAGAAGGGAGACUUGUUGUUUCAUAGAUGUUUACCAGUCAUCUCCUUUAUUUCAUAUCCACAAAUGGAAUACUUCCCAUCUCUUUUUAUUCAUAUAGACUAAUGAUUUACUCAGCAUCUUUUAUCAACAUCUUUUAUCACAUCAACAUGAUCAACUUAUUGAACUACAACGACAGUAUGGCUUUUAAAACUAAAGGUACAACAGCACCAUUUAAAUAUUAUGUGACGGUUGUGAUGAGUUGUUAUUUCCCCUUAAUAUAUACACUCUCACAAGGUAAACAUAGAAUUUUUAUAAUAUUUUGGGUAUUUGUUUAUUCAAAUCAUUUGCAGAAAGUAAGCACUGUUAAAAGUCCGAUAUUUUGAAAAAAGUUAGUUUCCGAUAUUACCUGUCAGUGAAGUGCUUGUUCUGAAAAACCAUGGAAUAAUGACUUUUGCAAAUUAAGUGAAUUCAAAUACGAAAAAAUCAAUGUUAUGAAUGUUGAAUGCAAAUAUUGUGAACUUAUUUCCGUUGAAUUGAGUUCAAAUGUGAUGACAAUCUACAAGCUACACUAUCUGUCCAUUCCUUCGGUUAUCCCUUUUUUAGACCCAAUAAACUGUUUAUUUGUUCUGAAUUUUGUUAAAAUAUUUGCACCUGAACAACAAUCUAACAACAGGAAAAUGAUGUAUAUAACGAUAACCGCAAUAAUAAAUAUGUCUGCAAUUUAAAUAUGUGGAAUGUAUGUAGUUUGUGGUAAUAAUAAGAUUCUUUCCUUAAUGAUUGAGGAUACUUGAUAAUCAUUUUGUAAGUGCCUUGUACCAUCUAAAUUCAGGGAUAUUUAUAUGACAUGUACAUUAAAAAGAUAUAAUAGUGAAUAAGGUAUAUCUUACGCAUGGCUAAAUUAUAUGACUUCAAAAUUUAGAUUUAUUUAUUCAAAUAUUUAUUGAUCUGUAGCUAUGUGUUUGUAACCCGGAUUUGUUUUCUCUCAAUCGAUUUAUGACUUUUGAACACCGGUAUACUACUGUUGGCUUUAUUUGGUUCCUGUUUUAAUAAAAUUGAUCUCUAUCA
Molecule: messenger RNA, 3375 nt
Organism: Mytilus californianus (California mussel)
Lineage: Eukaryota; Metazoa; Mollusca; Bivalvia; Mytilida; Mytilidae
Product: ras-related C3 botulinum toxin substrate 2-like
Exons: 5
Coding region: 94-669 (191 amino acids)
Biological process (GO): small GTPase-mediated signal transduction
Molecular function (GO): GTP binding; GTPase activity
Source: RefSeq, a predicted model, not a curated record